Trematomus bernacchii (emerald rockcod) is the source of this 2066-nucleotide messenger RNA. Its product is annotated as CD276 antigen homolog. The record is from RefSeq and is a predicted model, not a curated record. The coding region runs from base 164 to 718 and encodes 184 amino acids. Gene Ontology annotation, biological process: immune response; positive regulation of T cell proliferation; cellular response to lipopolysaccharide. Gene Ontology annotation, cellular component: external side of plasma membrane. Lineage: Eukaryota; Metazoa; Chordata; Actinopteri; Perciformes; Nototheniidae. The transcript has 5 exons.
CAUUGCGACUUUGAAAAUAAUUUGCAAUGUUCAAGCGACAGUUUCUAUAAAUAUAAAUGGUUAGUCAGCACACGCAACAGGGAGAAAGAGGAGGGGUUAAUUGUCCACAGAAGAGGAAACAAAGGUUUUAUAGGGGGACUUCCUAUGAUCAUCAAACAAGUGUAUGUUAGCAGCCAGCACAGUCUACGUGUUUGAAGUGAGCAAAAUGAUCAUUGUAUCAGUGGCCUACUUUCUCCUGUUAGUGUCUGAUGCAACAGGGAUUCCUCGAGUCAACACAACCGUCGGGAAAUCAACGAUACUCCCAUGUUUGAUGAACACAACUAUAACUGACCUACAUAAUCUACGAUUUUACUGGCAGGAUGAAAACAAGAAGGUUUUAUACACUUUUGAUAAAGGAACAGAGGUGCCAAAGCUUAUGGACAGACUUUAUCGAGGCAGGAUCACAGCCUUCCAUCAGGACAUGAGAAGAGGAAAUAUCUCAAUCAAACUUGAAAACACAACGAUGGAAGAUAAUCAAAAGGUUUUCGAUGUUUUUGCAACAGUGUUUGGGACUAUGGAAUACGGUGAAACCAAUAAAAUCUGCCAACUUACUUUACAUGUUGACGCUCCAAACGAGAUCCAGACUACCACCUGCCCUUCAAACCGGAGUGGAGCCGACUGGAGCCCCCCCGCCUUGGCUGAAGCUCUCAUGGUGGCUGCUGUUCUCCUCUGGAUCUGAGGUUUAUAAAGCACCUCAAAUAAAUUAAAGGACAUGCUGGGUGAAAAGCGUCUGCAGCAGCUUUCACAUUUCACAACGUUGUUUCACCUAUUUCCAUCUAAUGAUAUGUUUCUUUGAAAUGUUUAUGAAUUCUAUAAAUCUUUAAUACAUUAAAAGUAUGUUGAACACUGGGUACUUAGUAUAAACACACAUAUACUAGGUUAGAGGGUGCUUUGUAAUAAUGAAGCUGCUUUAUAUUUAUAUCUACUUGAUAUUUAUUUUCAUAUCAUUAUCAUGAUAUAAGUGUGAUAGUGAAUAUUUCCAAAAGCUGUGUAGAAAAAAACAUCAUAUCGUCAACAAGUGUCCUUGGCAAGCUACUGAACCCCAGAUUGCUCCCGUGGGAAUGUCUACGAUAUUGAAGUAGUUGUAAGUGACUCCUCUUGAAGACACUGGUACUGGCCUACCAUGCCACCUGUCAUUAAUGAGGAGCACUGUUUGUGUGCAUGUGAGUGUGCAUGUGAGUGUGCAUGUGUGCAGGUGUAGAUGUAAUGCAAUGGCCAUCCAAGUCUGGGACCAUGAACUGUUUCAAAGAAACAAAAUAGAACCUUGGGGGAUGUAGUCAUUGGGGGAGGGUAUAAGCCAAAUGGACAGCAGCUUUGAAGGGAUGACUGUUGAUCUUUUUUUCUUCUUUUUUGAGAUGAAGUGCACUGGAGACAUAAGCUGUAAGACAAACUGACUCAGGAGGAGCAGACUGGGAAGAUGCCAUUGGAAUUAGCUAAACAAAUAAGGAGAGAGGAUUUUCUGCAUGACCAGUAAAAGAAAGAAAGCUGAUACAGCACAUAUAUGGGACACUGCAAGGGUCCCACUGGGAGGGUCAGGGGUCAGUCUUUAGCAAGUAACACCUUAAUAAAGACCUUACCUGCAGUGAACAACUUUUGUACUCAUCUAGACACCUGUGUACAAUGCUAACCACAUUCUGUGUCAGCUCAUUUGCUGGUGGGAAAAAAAUAAUAUAUUAUGAAAUGAUGAAGUGAGGGUUAGGGUCCUCACUUACAGUACAUAGCGCUAUUCCAAUCCUUACAAACCCUAAAAGCACUUUCAAAUAUACAAGUCAGCAUUUACCGAUUCACACACAUGAAUUCAGAGGAAGAGGCUGCUACACAUUCACACACACUCACACACACCUUUAGCCAUGCCAUCAGGAGCAACUUGGGGUUAUGUAUCUUAUCCAAGGAAAGAUUGAAUCGGCCAUUGUUGCUUACGGCCACCCCUGAAGAGCCAUAUAUUUUGUGAAUUUUAUGAUGUAAAAAUGUGAUCCUUUUGUGUGAAACAUAAUAAUAAUAUUAUAUUAAAGAGGCUCUAUUCUGUU